AUGCUCACCGACCGGGGCACGUCUCCCAGACCGACCCAACACCGAGUGCGCGAUGGCGCGCUGAGCGGGGUGGGUGCCCGGCGCUCCCACCUGUGCAUCCGCGGAACCCACUCCGCUCACCCCGACUUGCAGACGAGCAUCUGCGCUCGGAGCGCGGACUCCCCUGCCCAAGGUCACCGCACGGGAGACGGAGCUGCCCCGGACCCCUCCAGGGCCAGGCCCCGGGAGCGCGCCGCUCGCCCUGCGGCCGGGCCCCCCGCCUCACGCGCGCCGCUCUCCCCGCAGGACAAGGAGAAGAAGAAGAAGGAGAGCAUCUUGGACCUGUCCAAGUACAUCGACAAGACCAUCCGCGUGAAGUUCCAGGGCGGCCGCGAAGCCAGUGGAAUCCUGAAGGGCUUCGACCCGCUUCUCAACCUCGUGCUUGACGGGACCAUCGAGUACAUGCGAGACCCCGACGACCAGUACAAGCUGACGGAGGACACGCGGCAGCUGGGGCUCGUGGUGUGCAGGGGCACGUCGGUGGUGCUCAUCUGCCCGCAGGACGGCAUGGAGGCCAUCCCCAACCCCUUCGUGCAGCAGCAGGACGCCUAGCCCCCCACGCCCCCGUCUUCUUAAUAAAGUCGCACAGCUCGGCUGCGG
This is a messenger RNA of Tupaia belangeri chinensis (Chinese tree shrew), 639 nucleotides long. RefSeq names its product LSM7 homolog, U6 small nuclear RNA and mRNA degradation associated (gene LSM7). The transcript is spliced from 4 exons. The record is from RefSeq and is a predicted model, not a curated record. Gene Ontology annotation, biological process: mRNA splicing, via spliceosome; nuclear-transcribed mRNA catabolic process. Lineage: Eukaryota; Metazoa; Chordata; Mammalia; Scandentia; Tupaiidae. Gene Ontology annotation, cellular component: spliceosomal tri-snRNP complex; Lsm1-7-Pat1 complex; U12-type spliceosomal complex. Gene Ontology annotation, molecular function: RNA binding. The coding region runs from base 1 to 591 and encodes 196 amino acids.